Homarus americanus (American lobster) is the source of this 2924-nucleotide messenger RNA. Its product is annotated as calcium homeostasis endoplasmic reticulum protein-like. Lineage: Eukaryota; Metazoa; Arthropoda; Malacostraca; Decapoda; Nephropidae. Gene Ontology annotation, cellular component: perinuclear region of cytoplasm. Gene Ontology annotation, biological process: RNA processing; intracellular calcium ion homeostasis. The coding region runs from base 125 to 2830 and encodes 901 amino acids. Gene Ontology annotation, molecular function: RNA binding. The transcript has 16 exons. The record is from RefSeq and is a predicted model, not a curated record.
UUAUUACCGUUUUGGCAACAUUGAUUCAUACGCCUCUUGUCAUGAGUAGACGGCGGAUGUUUUACCUGCCUUAUAUAUGUCAUCAAGAAGCUUUAUUUAACUGAAACUACUCAAACUAAUCACCAUGGAGCUUCCUCAACCUCCCCCAGACCAAGAACUAAAAAACAUAAUUGACAAGUUGGCACAGUUUGUGGCUCGCAAUGGUCCUGAGUUUGAGCAGAUGACCAAAACCAAACAGAAGGAAAACCCCAAGUUUAGCUUUUUGUUUGGUGGAGAAUACUUCAAUUACUACCAGUACAAAGUUACAACUGAACAAGCAAUACUGAAACAUCGUCAAGCUCGUGAACAGCAGCAGCAGCAACAACAGCAGUCACAACCAUCACAACAGCCAACACUACACCAGCCUCCACCUCCACCACAAGGAGGUUUCCCAGGUGGAGGUGCAGGUGGUGCUUUUCCUGGCCAAAGCUACCCACCUGCUUAUGGUUACCCGCCCACUUCCGCGUACCCUGAGCCAGAUUUACCACAAUUUCCACAGCCAACUGUUACCUCUGGAGGCUUUAACCAGGGACAGUAUGCACCGCCACCCCCAUCAAGUGAACCACCUACUACAUUUCCUCCUGGUGAUUCAAAUUAUGUCACCACCACCUCCUUUGUUCCAACCAGCACGGCAGAACCUCCAUUUGUUCAUUCUUCUCAGUCUUUUCCUCCACCUCCACCUGGAGAUGCUACCUACACAGCUCCACAGGCUGGGGAACCAGGUGCUUUUACCACUAGCACCCCAGGUUAUGCUCAGCCCCCACCUCCACCUCCCCCCAGUGUGAGUAUGGAGUCCAUUACUAGCCAGCAACAACAACUACAGGAACAAAUUCACCAAAGUGAACAGAAUCUGGCAGCACAACAGCUGGUUCUGGAGCAACAGAAGGAUGGCCAAGUAAGAGAGGGUAUCUAUGUAGCCAGAGGUGAAGUGUUGCGCAACGAAGCAGCCGAGCUUGGCUUUUCCAUUCACGAGUUGGACGAGCUACUCGGUCCCAUCACCGAGUCAUGUACUAAGGAUUCCAUAUCAAAUGGCAAACACUGGAUCUUCACCAAUGCUCAGUCUGCUUCAAAGAAUCAGUGGCUCUCAAGAUACCUGCUGUGGAAAGCUACAGCCAACAGCGGUCCAUUUAAUCACAAGCUACAUAUCAUAUACCUGAUGAACGAUGUUCUCCAUCAUUGUGUGAGGAAAAAUGCUGACGACCUGAAGGAGGCGCUACAGAAGGUCCUGGCACCCAUGUUCUGCAAUGCCAUGACAAUUGCAUCAGAUGACCAAAAGUCUAAGCUGGACAAGUUACUCUCACUGUGGGAAUCAAAAAUUAACUUAGAAGAUGUGGUAUUACUGCAGCUGAAGAAUCCUGUGGAUUCUUGGGCAGCUUUUGAGAAAGGUCUUAUAGAGGAAUUUCCACAAGUUGUGGCAACAAUUAACCAGCACAUUGAUGCUACUUUUGAGGGUUAUAAACAGCAGCAUAAUGCUUUUGUGCAACACGCAACAGGGCAAAUUCAAGGCUUGGAACAACAGAAGCAACAACUAGAGCAGCAGGCUGCAGCAGCAGCAGCCGCAGCCGCAGCAGCCGCUGCAGCAGCAUCAGCAGCAGUCGCCGCAGCAGCAGCAGCAGCUCCUGAAGCCUCUAGUAGUGACGUGUCAGCUCAAGGUGCCGGGUAUGCUGGUGCUCCUCCUCAGCCUCAGUUCCCACCACCCCCUGGGACAGCUCCAUCUAUCCCCUCAGCACUGGACUUCAACCAACCUCCACCAGGCUUCCCUCCAGGUUUACCUCUUGUAGACUUCAGCAAGCCUCCUCCAGGAUUCCCAGUGGAGGAACAGAAGGAAAAUUUGGUGCCUACAGUACCCUAUUAUGAACUCCCUGCUGGGCUCAUGGCACCUCUUGUGAAAAUGGAGGAUCACAAGUAUAGGCCUUUGGACCAAAAUGAGUUGAGACUUCCACCACCAACACCCCCAAGUGACAGGCUGCUGAGAGCAGUAGAAAACUUCUAUGCUCCGCCCUCACAUGAGAAGCCUCGUAAUAGUGAGGGUUGGGAACAGUUGGCUUUGUAUGAUUACUACAAAGAAAAGAGUCAGUCAGUUAAACGCAUCGAAAAAGAGAUCAGUGAAGGAAUUAGAGAGCGUUCACGAUCUCCAUCUCCUGUUGUGAUUGAGCCGCCACCAGAGGAAGAGGAAAGACCAUCUGAUCAACCAGCCAGAAGAUACAGGUCAGAGAGUCCAGAAAAAAUUGAAGAGAAGAAAAAAUCGCACUCUCGCUCACGUUCACGCAGUCCGAGUCCCAUUCGACGUAGUUUAUCCCGGCAGAGAUCCAGGACCCGCUCUCCAUCAUGUUCACCACCACCUAGAUCUCACCGUCGAUCACUUUCUAAGUCACCACGAAGGUCCAGCUCGAGGUCACCCAGAAGAAGCAGCAGGUCCAGGUCAAGGUCCAGGUCAGAAUCACCUGGGACAUCCCCUCCUCGUGUGCCAUUCAACAGGUCCCCCUCUCGAAGUCCAACCCCACCAUCAUUCAUGGGCGGAAGUUUCUCCAAGAUGGAUCAGCGACUGGAUGAAAGCAACAAGGGUCACCAGAUGUUGCGAAAGAUGGGAUGGGGAGGUUCAGGUUUAGGGGUUAAAGAACAGGGCAUCAGCGACCCUGUGGCAGCAGCAGAAGUACGGGACACACCUCAGGAUAGGUUUAGGGGCCUGGGAGUCCCUAGUGCACAGACAGAUCCAUAUGAGGCAUUUAGGAAAAAUAAGGGUCAAGCAUUUAUCAAUCGAAUGAAAGCGAGAGCUGAGGAAAAAUUUUAGUCCACUUUAUUUGCUUUAUAAAAUAAUAUUAGUGUUGCGGAUGUGAUUAAUAUUACCUGUGAGAGGAGAAAAUGCAUAGUAGAUGAUGCAAUAA